Molecule: messenger RNA, 1558 nt
Organism: Serpula lacrymans var. lacrymans S7.9
Lineage: Eukaryota; Fungi; Basidiomycota; Agaricomycetes; Boletales; Serpulaceae
Exons: 3
Coding region: 678-1331 (217 amino acids)
Source: RefSeq, a predicted model, not a curated record
AUGAUAUCUGGUUACGAACGGACAAAGGAGCGGCAGGAAACGUGCGCGUUAAGCUUGAUGUCGACUCAGUUGCCCCCUACGCCGAGAGUCAUAUCAGCCCAAGGGAUGAGUUAAACAGGAUAUUCAGUCGCAGCUCCCUUUCCGCCGAUCAAUCUAAAACUCUGGUGGCAGACGACUUGGCGAUUUUCGGAGACAAACAAACUGCUGGAGAAGUACAUAUCAAGGACGAUAGGACCCUGGGAAUUCUACGUUUUGAGGCUGGCCUUAAACUCCUUUCUGCGUAUCAUAAAGAACUUCUGGAAAGUGCACUUUUCGCCCCUGCCGUGCAUGAUAUUCCUCCACCACGCCCAACCCGCCACCGCAAAGAAGCCACCAAAAGGGUAGAAAAAUGGCUUCGAGACCCAAACAACAGAGGUAGUCGUUACUACGAAGAUAGCAAAGAUGAGGGCGAAGUGGUCACUUAUGAUGCUAUAAACUAUUUCCUGGAAGACACUCGUAACGAUGUUUCUGGAAGAGUCCAACAAUGGUUAGAUAAUACCGAAACCGACCCUGGGUGCUCUGGAAAUAACAACGGAGAAGAGGAAGGAGAGCAGAGUGGUGAUCAUCUCGAGGGACACAGCGUACAUUCCUUGCCGGCGCCCAACGGUCACAAAGGCAGGCUGCAAGUCGUUAAUGCUAUGGACGGUGACGGUCUCUCAUCAACUGAGCGCCUCACACUCCGCGAUGUGAAACGGAAGUCAGCCCUGCAUGUCGUAAAUGUUGUGGAUGGCGAUGGUAUCUCAACCGAACGCUCCACACUCUACGAUCGCAAUCGGAAGUCGGCCCUGCAUGUCGUAAAUGCUGUGGAUGGUUUCUCCACCGACCUCAAAGUGAAGCCAGGAAUGCAUGUCGUUAACGUGGAUGAGGAGGAUGAUAUCUCAUCUGGACCUCUCAACGGGGACAGUGAUCUAGAGGAAACUCCGUCGGAAGAGAAUCCUCAACAUGAAGCUGUUUCGCAGGUCCAAAGUGUCCAAAAGUGCUCUGACAGUAGUAGGAAAGGUAAAGAUAAAGAAUUGCCGAUGCUGCCUGUUCCCACAUAUGGGUCUCACGGACGGCCACCAUCAACGAGUACUCACGGUAGCGCUUCGGGAUACCCAAGCCGAGCGUCGAUGAGGAUUGAUGACGACGUCGUCCGUAGUUUGCGCGACGUUCUCAGAAGACAAUCCCAAAACUCCAGUGACGCGUCGCCCGAGGAUGAUUCCUCCAAAGCUGCUUCUGAAUCCUCCGUCUACACCACUCACAGUUCGCGCAGGCGUACAGUUUCGAUAUCAAGGAUGAGGCUCAACGUCUGAUGGCCUUGAUAUCAUCCCCCGUUCUUGAUGCUCCUCGUCCAGAGCAUUGAUAGAUUUUUUGAUGACAGAUUCUUCAGAUGUAAUGUUCAUCGAGGUGCUGUAGCCGCUUUUGAUUUGUAUCUGUAGUAUUUUUAUUUGCAUAUUUGCAUAGUUAUCUGCCUUAAAUCUUAUGUUAUCUUUUUGACGAAUACCCAUAUUUAUGAUGAAUUAAUGCGAUCUCACAUUGC